CACGAUUCUCUGCCUCGCGAUAUAAGACCGUCAAGGUUUCUCUCUCACGAUGACCAUCAGCUGCGUUCAACUCCUUUCAACAAAGUCAUAGAUACUCGGAACGCGUCCCUACCUUUUCCUCUUCUCACCUUAUCACAAUCAUGACUUACAAGUCCAACUACGAGCCUUAUACAAGUCAAAGCUUUGACUUGAACAGGCUUCGACCUUCCGAAGAGCUCCUCUAUCCUCUGGGAACUCUCUAUCCUCACGUUGUCGCUCUCCAGAUGCAAUCCGACGACAACCCAUGGUCCAGAGCCAAGAACUUCUCCGGCUAUCAUGAUACCUCGUACUGGGCCGAAGUCUCUUCUCCACGAUCCCUCCCGGAGCAUUACCUGAAACCCACACCACGCAGGUACAGCGACUCUACGGCGUCUAGAUUUGUUUCUAGAAUCCGACGAUUCCUAAGCCGAGAUGAUAUGCGACGACGCCAGCGAUUUGAGUGAGAGAGACGAUUCAGGAAUCUCAUUGUCAUCGUCAUUUUUUUUUUUUUUCUAAAUUUUACCUUUUCU
Aspergillus ochraceoroseus IBT 24754 is the source of this 548-nucleotide messenger RNA. RefSeq lists its product as uncharacterized. The transcript is spliced from 3 exons. NCBI's taxonomy places the organism in Eukaryota, Fungi, Ascomycota, Eurotiomycetes, Eurotiales, Aspergillaceae. The record is from RefSeq and is a predicted model, not a curated record. Bases 141 to 482 code for a protein of 113 amino acids.